Athene cunicularia (burrowing owl) is the source of this 6373-nucleotide messenger RNA. It is a transcript of the gene INTU, whose product is annotated as inturned planar cell polarity protein. NCBI's taxonomy places the organism in Eukaryota, Metazoa, Chordata, Aves, Strigiformes, Strigidae. Gene Ontology annotation, cellular component: cilium; cytoplasm. Gene Ontology annotation, molecular function: protein binding. The record is from RefSeq and is a predicted model, not a curated record. Gene Ontology annotation, biological process: cilium assembly; establishment of planar polarity; nervous system development.
UUUUCUAUAGCAUUACUGCCUGUUUUAUUUUUUUGUUUUAUAUUUUUGCACAUGAGUUUGAGUAUGCCAUUUUGAACUUGUCUUAAAAUGUGUUAACUAGAUUUCAUCUUGGGUUUUUUGGUUAUAUUGAGGUGGUUUUAAAAUGCUAAUCUUGUCUUUCCAAAGGGCUUGCAGUACAAUCUGUCUUACAAAUGCAUAAGGGAAAGAAUAAUGGGAGAGAACAAAUAGAAUGGCAUUUUUUCUCUAUGAGAAAGCCCCAUUGUGUCCAUCAAUGUAGUUACUAAUUAAAACUUGUAUGAUAAAGAAAUGGUUUGGGGUUGGGGUUUUUUACUUGUUUUCAGAAAAGAGGAAUAUUGCUUUUUGCAAUGGCUACUUUCCUUCAAGGCAUUUGAAGAAACAAUUUUAAGAUCUUCGAGGGAUGUCCUUCCUUGCCAUAUCCAUCAGUUGUCUGAGAAGAGCUCUUACUCACUUAAAGCAGUUGAGCUUUCAAUAUUCAAGGGGGCAACAUUUUUGUGACCUUGAGCCUGAAUGGUUGGAUGGUGUGCAGAAAAAUGGGGAAUUAUUUUAUUUAGAAUUGAGCGAAAGUGAAGAAGAAACUCUGCUUCAGAACAGCUGUCCAGAAAUGCCAGCAGUGAAUCAUGUCAGGUUUCGUGAAAAUGAAGCUGAAGUUAUUCAAGAGGGAUCACGAAAAGAAAGAAAAUACGAACUGAAGAAAUGGACCAAAAUAUUAAAAAAGAAGAAUCUUUUACCAAAGCAUUCUAGUAAGAAAGGCAGUGGAAGCUGUAAUGCACACUCCACUGCUCCGGCUUCCAUAUUGAAACACCAAUCUGCUCAGAAAAUGGGUGUCACUGUUCAGCAAAAAUACAAAGAUAUAUAUGUGUAUGUAAAUCCCAGAAAACUGUACAGUGCUGGAGAGGAUGAGCAGCACAGGCUGCUGGAGGCCUUAGUAGGGAUUGUCCAUCAGUCUUCAUGGAGCAGCAGACGAGCAGAAAAACAAGGCAGGAAGGAUAAAGCAAUCAGAGGAAUUGGUGAAGAGAAGCUUGUAGUACAUGGCUUGGUGCCAGGUAGUUCUGCAAUGAAAACGGGUCAAAUCUUGAUUGGAGAUGCUCUAGUUGCUGUAAAUGAUGUUGAUGUGAAUUCUGAAAACAUAGAAAGGGUUUUGUCUUGCAUUCCAGGUCCUAUGCAGGUUAAACUAACAUUUGAAACAUCAAUAUUUGAGCCUGAAGGAACUUCUCAGCAAAGGUCUAAACGGGCACAGUCAAGUAUGAAAAACCUGGUUCGGCUCUUGUGGGGAGAAGAUAGUACAGACCUUCAACAGGCUAUACAAGACGUGCCUCACAUUGUUAUGUUCCUCACAAUGAAACUGGACUCUGAAACAUCUAAGGAUGAGCAAGAAAUUCUUUAUCAGUACCCUGUAUCAGAAGCAUCCCAAAAACUGAAAAGUGUGAGGGGAAUAUUUCUCACACUAUCUGACAUACUGGAAAGUGUAACUGGUACCCAGAUUAUCAGUUCCUCCCUUUUCUUAUGUGGAAAACUGGUUCAAGUUGUUUACUGGAAAGAAUCUGACAAGUUGCUUGUAAUUGGCCUUCCUGAAGAGAAUGUGCCACUUCCUCAGCUGAGGAACAUGAUUGAAGAUGUUGUCAGCACCUUGAAAUUUAUGUACAGUUCUUUAGACAGUGCUUUUUGCCAGGUGGAAAAUGUUUCUCGCCUGGAUCAUUUUUUCAACCUGUUCUUCCAGCGUGCGCUUCAGCCUGCAAGGCUGAAGUCAAAUGCUAGCCCCAGUGCUCAGCACUAUGAUACCUGCAGCGCGUUAUUCUUAGACAACCUCCCAGGCUUGCGCUGGCUGACGUUGCCUCAGGAAAUCAAGAUGGAAAUUGACACAGCACUGAGUGAUCUGGAAGCUGCUGACUUUGCAGAGCUGUCUGAAGAUUAUUAUGACAUGAGAAGAUUAUAUACGAUUAUGGGCUCUUGCCUCUUCUACAAGGGUUACUUGAUUGGUAAUCACUUGCCAAAGGAAGAUCUUAUUGAUAUAGGUUUAUAUUGUCGGCACUAUUGUCUGUUACCCUUGGCAGCAGAGCAGAAGAUUGGUCAGUUAGUGAUAUGGCGAGAAGUAUUUCCACAUCAUCAUAUCCAGCCAUGUGAAGCUUCAAGUUUUACAGGAUACAGGGAACCUGAAGCAAGAUACUUUUUACUGAUAGUUGGCUUGAGACACUUCAUGCUGUGUGUCCUGCUAGAGGCAGGAGGCUGUGCAUCAAAAGCCAUUGGGAAUCCGGGACCAGACUGUAUAUAUGUCGAUCAGGUGAAAGCCACUAUACUUCAACUGGAAGGAAUAGAUGCCAGCAUAGAGGAAAGGCUAGAUUCUCCUUCCAUUCCACCUUUAUCUUGUGCUGACUGGUUCCUUCCUGCAACACGUGACAAACUGGAGAGCUUGACCACCUCACCCAUCCUAAGCAAGAUACAAAAUACUUCCAAAUCAGUAACCACUCCAGCAAGCAAAAGGACCCUGUUUGGUGACUCCUCCACAAUGACACGUAAGCCGAGCCCUACAGGAAGCAGUGGAGGACCCAACCACGGUGACGAAGGUCCUGCAGAAGAUGAAAGCAGUAAUCCACAGUCUGUAGUGGAUCAGGCCACUAGAAAAAAACAUACCCUACCAAAUCCAUUUCAUUUAGGAAACCUCAAAAAGAACCUUUCAGAGAAAGAUACAGAACUUCUUAAUGCUAUCAAGUUGACAUCUGGUCCUGAGAAUACCCUCUUCCACUACCUGUGUUUGGAAACGAUGCAAGGAAUUUUUAUUACUCCAACUCACAAAGAAGUAGCACGGCUCGGUGGCUCCAUCCACCCUCAGCUAAUUGAGAAUUUCUAUCGUUGCUGUCUUUCAAUUCGUUCCGUUUUUCAGCAGUCCAUGAGGAAAGAAAAAAUGAAAAAAGCAGGUGGUGGGAUUUCAGAAUUCGGUAAGGCAGCUGAGGACCUUGAUAUGGUGAGAGAGCAUGGUGUUUUGUUCGAGUGCUCUCCUGAUAACUGGACUGAUCAGAAGAAACCACCACCAACAAUGAAUUACUGGGUUGUGGGGAGACUCAUUCUACAUCCAAAACCUCAGGAGUGUUAUGUCUGUUUUCAUGACUCAGUCACAGAAGCUGCUGUUGAACUGGCCUUUAAACUGUCCUUCGGCUUAACUACAUAGAUGAGCUUCCUGAGCAUUCAUUCAGCCAUCCUGCAGGGUGUUGUCAUCUCUUUAAAGUACUUCAAUACAAAGAGAAAUUAACUCUACUGUGGUGCCCACCCAUGGCGUAUCUUUGAACUGCUCUUUAAAAAAUAAAUCUAUUAUACCUUGUGGUAUGACACAGGUAAAAACUUCAGUGAUGAUUCUUACAAUCUCAUGCUUCAACAGAUUUCAGAGAACCGAAGUUCUUUUUUUGUAUGCUGUUGAAUUAUUUAUCCUGAUCAUAACUUUAUUAUAUGACAUCACAUAAUUUGUACAUUCACUGCUGUUCAGUGUAUCAUAUGCAAUGUAAAAUGAUAAGCUGAUAUCCUCAAAGUACUCUCUGAAUAUGUGGCAAUUGGUGAUGGAGGGGGCAGAAAAAAAAAGUUUUUCCAAUUAAUUAAAAUUUGUGCCUCUGUGGGCAUGAAAAAUACUGAAUGUUUUCAGUAACGCUGUGUUAAUAAAAACAGAAAGAAAUCUUUUAGCCAAUUCAUGGCACACAAAACUAAUGACAUCGUUUUUGCCAGUAUGGUCUCCUGCACACUCGAGGCCUAUAGUGUGGUUAAUGUUUUACUUGACCUCAUGAGUUUUAACUAUAAAUAAUACUUACUUCUUAAAACACAAUUUUGAAGGCACAAAACAAGAUGCAGGGCAGGAGGAUGAUGUUUUUAAGACCUAUGCAUGGACUCAGCUUAUUUUAUAUUCAUAGUUUCAUAAUAAAAAAAUGUAUAUUUGUCAAAGACCAGUAAACCGUUAUUCUAUUUUUUUACUUAAAAUACUUUCUCUUUUGUUUAUUUAAACAAUAUUUGUUUAGCUAAAUCUUCCACAAUUUACAGGUGGAUAUUAUAAAACAUGUUACGUUACAUCUGUAUAAGGCAAGAGAAGGCAAGAUAUUUGUAAAAUCAGAAUUUUCUGCAACAUUCAGCUUUCCUACAAAUUGUUAAAAUGUUUAUAACCUAUAGGCCAGCUGCUCCUAAAGCUUUUUUUUUUUUACUAAAGUUUAGUUUAAAAUGCAAGUGUUCUUGGGGUCUUUUUACCCCAGCCAGCAUAUUUAGAUCUGGUCAUCUGCAUAGCAUUUCAUCUUGUUUCAUGUUAACAAUGCAUUUUUUUCUUUUUUCUGCUAUUUCUACUUGCUUUUCAUGAGUGCUUUUCAUAAAAUGCAUGACUAAAGUUACAUUUUAAACAGGAUCAAAAAGUUUAAGUAUUCAUGAAACUAGAUUCAGUUCCAUAGGCUCUUAUGAUCAAAUUUUUAGAUCUUGUUUUCACUAGUAAAUUACACUGUUUAGAGUAGUUCUGAAGUAGUCAAUCAAAUGCUUUUAACUGCCCACUCUCACAGAGUGAAUCACAGCUUAUUCUGAAACACUCAACAAUUGCUUUAAUUCUGAGCAGUAGAAGUCUUAGGCCUGAAGCUUAAGCAUAUGAUUGAAGAUUUUGAUAAUCAGCCUUCUCCAGAAUUUAUGGGUCCUAGAUGAGAAAUAGGUGGUAUUUCAGUUUGAGACAUACAAAACUGAGUUAUAUCAAUAGUGCUUUAGAUUUGUUCCCCAUCUGUACAUGAAGUGAUGUGAGAUUUACUGUUUGAAAAAUAAAAAUAUGCAAUAGCAUGGAUGACAUCUGAACAGCGCCUUUUAAAAGUUUAAAAUACACAGGGUUUGAGUAUUAGAUUUUGUUGUAGAUGGAAGAAGGAACAUAGAGAAGCAGGCAGGCUUUAUUGCAUUGCCAUUAGCACGUUUACAGAACCUGUAUGUGUGGGCACAUAAGUCUGUAUCUGUAUGGAAAACGGUAAUUUUGCUGAUGUUUGUCUCUUGUUUCAGUCUUUUAAAGGCUGGGCUGUAUGGUUUUAAUGCUAAAAAAGAAAAUAUUCAAGUGCUUUGAGAAGAGGACAGCCAACUUUUGUCUAGAUCCUUGUGUUUAGUCAGACCUAGGUUACUCUGCUGCCAGUGUAGUGGGUUAAAACCCAGUUGUCUCAGCUGGGCCAAACACACAACUGCAUCAAUGCAGAAGAAACUGUCAGUAUGUAGAUGUGUGUGGAGAAAAGAAUAGCUGAAGGAGGGUGGGACUUCUUUGGUACCAAUCAGCUAUUUGGAUUGACUUGCUCCUUCCUAAGAAACUGUACCUGAAACAGAAUGAAGGGCAUCCAGGUAUAGUACAAUUUUUAUACUCAAAGCAGUGUAGUUCAGCAACAAACUGCUUCAAAAUUUGCAUUAAUUGUGUUGAUACUACACUUAAGGAGAUUUUUAUCGAUUACUCUGUUAGUCAACUGAGCAGAAACUGUAUUUUUCAGAUUUUCAAGAGUAUGUUUAAAAAGAGCCCCAAAGGAUGAUAGUAUUUCAUUUCCUGCAGAACAGAUUUUUAUCAGCUGUCUUUGACACAAAUCUUGUAGCUUUGUAAUUUUCAGAAAGAUUAUAGCUGUGAAUCAGUGUAUGGAAAUAACGUUAAAAGGAACAGAUACAGAGAAGCUACAAAAGGAGUUAAAAUGGUUGUAUUAAGGCUCGAAAUAAAUUAAUUUCUUUUGCCUUUAUUAUGUAUAAAAACUGUGAGCAAAGCAAUGUUGUGUACAACACUGAAUGAAUGAAGCAGCAGGUUUAAAAUUACUCAUGUCAAGGGAAUGGCAGAAACAAAAGUUAGCAUUUAAAAGCUUCCAAAAAUUAAACCGACUGAAUAAAUACGGUGUUUCAUGCCUUCGUUAGUCAUUAAGUCAGGAGACAUAAGGGAGGUAAAGCAAUUAAAAAAACAAUGCUACCAGCAAUCUAGAAGGAAUUGGUACUUCUGACCUGCAAUAGAACAGGUAUAAAUAACAUGACUGAAAUUCAUUUACUUGUCAUAUAUAAUGUUUAUUAACCCAUAAUUCAAUAUGAUCAAAACCAACCCUUUGUUACCUGGAUUUUUAUUCUCUAGUUCCUGGUGGGGGAGAGGGGCCAUUUCCCACAGUUGACAGGGGCUUCUGGAAAGUUCCCGAUGUCUCUGGAAGGUUUGUGGCCUGCGGUGCCAGGAGGGUGGCCCUCCCUGGCAUGGACCCGUGGAGCAGAAGCAAAGGGCGUGGGUUCUGGGCCUAGCUGCCCCUUGCGGCUCAGCUCUGGGGUACCCUGAGACCAUCAACUUAUAAUUUUUUGAGGAAACAGAAGCCACUUAGGGGCCCACCAGCCAUGUGCCUUUCAGGAAGGGGAGGAAACA